AUGUCUACCGAAAUCACCCUCUUCGACUUGCCCUCCAAGGGCACGCCCACUUGCUGGUCGCUGAACCCGUGGAAAGCUCGCAUGGUACUCAACUUCAAAAAGAUCCCAUACAAGACAGAAUGGGUCGAAUAUCCGGAUCUAGCAUCGACUUUCAAAUCCUUCGCAAUUGCUCCCAACGCUCCUCCACAAGCUGAAUACACCAGCCCGGUGGUCCGACUGCCAGAUGGCCGAUAUGUGAUGGAAUCCCGAGCGAUCGCCCGCGAGCUGGAGAAGCUCCAACCCGAGCCUUCUAUUCAACUCGACAGCCCUCAGGUACAGAAGACCUUCGAUCUUCUCGGUCAGAUCUGGCCUCCUUUGCGAUCGAUUGUUCUGCCUCGGGUGCCGGUCAUGCUGCUGCCACCGCGUAGCGCCGAGUACUUUGAGCGCACUCGAGAGGAGCAGUUUGGUAAGCCAUUGGCUGAAGUGGCCGAAACUGACGGUGCUGGUGAAGGGCCGUGGCAAGAAGCCGAGAAGGGCUUUCAGGGUAUCAAGGCUUUGCUUGCCGAGAAUGAGGGACCUUACGUAGUGGGUAAGGAGGCGAGCUUUGCGGACUUCGUCCUUGCGGGACUAUGGCGGAUGCUGGAGAGGGUCGACCGGGAUGGCGAUGUGUAUGGAAGGAUCAUGAAGGAUGAGACCUUUCAGAAGCACCAUGAUGCUUGUAGGCGGUGGCAGGAGAAAGACGAUUAG
Zymoseptoria tritici IPO323 is the source of this 726-nucleotide messenger RNA. RefSeq lists its product as uncharacterized. The coding region runs from base 1 to 726 and encodes 241 amino acids. The transcript is spliced from 2 exons. The record is from RefSeq and is a predicted model, not a curated record. NCBI's taxonomy places the organism in Eukaryota, Fungi, Ascomycota, Dothideomycetes, Mycosphaerellales, Mycosphaerellaceae.